AUGCUUCGCCAGUCGCUGCGCGUCUUCGUGCUACUCGUGCUCAUCAUCGUCGUCGUGGAUAUCAGCUAUGCUGCUCCUAUGUCUGCGGAAAGCAAUGUCUGUGGAGACACGGAAGGGAACUACGUCGACAAGCGGGUACUGAUAGGGCUCGUCAUCGGUAUACUCUUUGUCGCCGCGUUCGUUACCGCCCUCUGCAUCGCAGGAUGUCCCUCCUUUUGCCGGCACCAUAGCUGUGCCAGAGGAUCUGCGCGGGGAGACGUCGAGGAGAAUUGCUACGACGGUCAGGAGGUCAGCAUGUUCACGAGCGUCUGCGGCGUACCCGACAUCGCAGUUUCCUCCAUCACUGGCAAUCCGUGCCCGCCCUAUGCUCAAGUCGCUGUGCCGGCUCCCUCAGUCGCCAUCUCAAGCGUUGUGGAAUGCCAGAGUGGAGGCGCAUGA
Messenger RNA from Schizophyllum commune H4-8, 438 nucleotides. RefSeq lists its product as uncharacterized. The record is from RefSeq and is a predicted model, not a curated record. The coding region runs from base 1 to 438 and encodes 145 amino acids. NCBI's taxonomy places the organism in Eukaryota, Fungi, Basidiomycota, Agaricomycetes, Agaricales, Schizophyllaceae. The transcript has 2 exons.